GGCCUCGGUCCCCGGCAGCGUUUUAAACGCCCCCACACGGCUCCUCCGGGGCGACACCUGUCCACCAUUCCCCUCUCUCGCCUCGCCGCCGCGGUCGCGCAGCGCCCCUUCCCGCACCCACCAACGCGCGUCUUCCACCUCGCCUCUCAGGUCUCCACCAAAUUCCUCCUAAUCCGCGGGAUUUUCCUUUGCUAAUUCGGGUAUCCCUUGUCGCCAAGCCACUCCGCUCUGCCAAACCCCUGCUCUGAGCUCUCCCGAUUGGCGGCUCCGGCCUCCUGGCGCGUGCUUGCGAGGGGGUUGGUGGAUUUGGUGUGCGACGGCGGAUCGGAGAUGGAUUUCCCGGGCGGGAGCGGGAGGCGGCAGCAGCAGCAGCCGGAGCCGGAGCACCUGCCGCCGAUGACGCCGCUGCCGCUGGCGCGGCAGGGGUCGGUGUACUCGCUCACGUUCGACGAGUUCCAGACCGCGCUCGGCGGAGCGGGCAAGGACUUCGGGUCCAUGAACAUGGACGAGCUCCUGCGCAGCAUCUGGACGGCGGAGGAGACGCACGCCGUCGCGGCCGCCAGCGCGUCGGCAGCGUCCACGGCCGCCGCGGACCACGCCGCGCGGGCGGCCAUCCAGCGCCAGGGGUCACUCACCCUCCCCCGCACCCUCAGCCAGAAGACCGUCGACGAGGUCUGGCGCGACAUCAUGUGCUUCGGCGGGCCCUCCGCCGCGCCGGCGGAGGCGGCGCCGCCCUCGCCGGCACAGCGGCAGCAGACGCUCGGGGAGAUCACGCUGGAGGAGUUCCUCGUGCGCGCCGGCGUGGUGAGCGAGGACAUGACGGCGCCACCGCCGGUACCACCUGUGCCGGUGGCGGCGGCGCCACCCCGACCACCUCCGCCGCAGCCGCCAAUGCUGUUUCCCCAUAGCAAUGUGUUUGCUCCAUUGAUGCCUCCACUGCCUUUCGGGACUGGAUUGGUGUCAGGGGCUGUCGGUCAGGGAGAUGGUGCCGCGCCCCCGGCGGUAUCGCCGGUGAGACCGGUUACGUCCAACGGGUUCGGCAAGAUGGAAGGAGGGGACUUGUCCUCUCUGUCGCCAUCACCGGUGCCUUACGUUUUCAACGGUGGUCUGAGGGGAAGGAAAGCUCCAGCUAUGGAGAAGGUGGUUGAGAGGAGGCAGCGGCGGAUGAUCAAGAACCGGGAGUCCGCCGCGAGGUCGCGCCAGAGGAAGCAGGCAUAUAUGAUGGAGUUGGAAGCUGAGAUAGCAAAACUUAAAGAGAUUAAUGAAGAGUUACAGAAAAAGCAGGUCGAAAUGCUGGAGAAACAAAAGGAUGAGGUCCUGGAGAGAAGGAGCCGGCAAGUUGGACCCACGGCAAAGAGAAUUUGUCUGCGGAGGACACUGACAGGUCCUUGGUAGGCUGUAGACCUGUAUAAAGCAGUUACUCUCAUCUGGAGGUGUGUAUAUAGUAGGUGCACAUGAACUCACAAUCGCCAGAGUUUCCGGUGUUGACAUAGCCGUUAAUUCAGAGCUCCAGUCUCGUAGGCGGAUAGAUUGCCUGUGAAUUUCACUGCAUAGGUUUUGGCCCUUCGCAAAACAUGUUCCAGUGUGUAGAGUUCCAGUGUAUGUAGUCUGGUCAGUUUGUUGACCCGAGAAGCGCGUGCUCAUGCU
Molecule: messenger RNA, 1647 nt
Organism: Setaria italica (foxtail millet)
Lineage: Eukaryota; Viridiplantae; Streptophyta; Magnoliopsida; Poales; Poaceae
Product: bZIP transcription factor 23
Exons: 4
Coding region: 331-1395 (354 amino acids)
Biological process (GO): positive regulation of DNA-templated transcription
Cellular component (GO): nucleus
Molecular function (GO): DNA-binding transcription factor activity
Source: RefSeq, a predicted model, not a curated record